Corticium candelabrum is the source of this 2222-nucleotide messenger RNA. RefSeq lists its product as uncharacterized. The coding region runs from base 577 to 2019 and encodes 480 amino acids. The record is from RefSeq and is a predicted model, not a curated record. NCBI's taxonomy places the organism in Eukaryota, Metazoa, Porifera, Homoscleromorpha, Homosclerophorida, Plakinidae. The transcript has 9 exons.
CUUCUCAGUACACAGUAGAGACGCGAGACAUGUUUGUAGGAAGAAACAGAAGGCAACAAGAAGGCCUACCUCGGGCGAACUAGGACGUCACUUGUUCGAGUUUGACAAUGAAGACGCUUUGCUCUGCUGUCAUUCUUCUUUUCUUUCAUCAGCUUUCUUCACUUCGGGUACGUAGUGAUAUGAAGAUGGCAGCACGUCUAGUUGGAUGUAUUUCCGUACUGGACUCGAGGAAGUAACCUUCACAGACGAGCAAAUGCGUCUAGCUGCUGUGUUUAAUUAACGACAGUCAUGGGGCACAAAAUGGCGAGUGUUGCUCGAUAUCUGGCUACAUUCCUAUUAAUCCAACGAAGGGUUAUGAAUUCAGCAUCUACAUCAAAUCGACGGAAGGAACAGAAGGCAACAAGAAGGCCUACCUCGGGCGAAUUUGGACGUCACGUGACAACUAAUUUCUUCUCACAUUGCAAGCGCCUAGUUUAGUGUCUGUCAGAGGGGUAACGAAUCUAUUGUUUAGAGACAGUGAUCUGUAGGCAAGGUCUAGAAGAUUCAUCUAUUUUCUCUAGUUGUUCGAGUUUGACAAUGAAGACGCUUUGCUAUACUGUCAUUCUUCUUUUCCUUCAUCAGGCUUUCUUCACCUCGGGUAGUGAUAGGAAGAUGGGCAACAGGUCUAGUUGGAUGUAUUUCCGUACUGGACUCGAGGAAGUAACUUUCACAGACGGGCAAAUGCGUCUAGCUGCUGUGUGUAACGACAGUCAUGGGGCACAAAUUGAUGGUGGAUGUUGCUCGAUGACUGACUACGUUCCGAUUAAUCCAGCGAGGGGUUAUGAAUUCGGCAUCUACAUUAAAUCGACGGCAUCUGACAUGGUAAACUCGUUUGGUUUUUAUGUUUACAAUGAGAACAAAGAAAGAAUAUUGAAUCCUAACUUGCGUGAUCCAUACUUCAAAAACAGUGAUAACGAUUCAAAUGUGUGGACCAAAUGGACGAGCUACAUUCUUCCUCUCUACAUGUCUGACUCGAACAGUGACAGCCAACCGGAUUCUCAGUUUGAUGAAACAAAUGGAGUAGAUUGGAAGUGGCCACAUAAUGCUAGAUAUGUUGCCGCACGAUUUGGAUCGUGUGGUAAUGACAGUCAAAACUCAAAAAAGGACAUCGUUCGUAGGCACAUUGUACUUACUUCUGUGCCAACUUCAGACUCUGUCAAGCCUACAAAACGUGUAGAUAUUGAGUCUACUAGCGUCAAUACUGAAUCUGCUCCUACUAAGGAUUUCUCUGACCCACUUUCUGCUACAAACGAAAGUAACACUGUACCUUCAGCCGCAGCUCCUACUGCACCUUCUACUGCACCUCCUACUUCACCUUCUACUGCACCUCCUACUUCACUUCCACCUGUUACACCAGCUGUAGACAAGACGUGGUACUUGAAUCUCAGCUUUCGCGAACUCAAGCCUUCAUGGCGUCCUGAACAUGUUGUUGUCCGGACCUUUAACAUAUCUGACUUCCGUGAAUGGCAAACGAAACCAAACGACACUAAAGCACAUGAUACACAUACUCCUGUAGCCAAGAUGGUUGAGGGGAAAGAGAGAGAAUGUUAUUAUCCGUGGGGCGUUACACAUCGUUUUGAGAUUGAUUCAAACAAAUUAUAUGAGUUUAGCGUUUGGAUCAAAAGCACACAACCCGAUCUUCACAACUUUUUUGGUUUUCAAGCGUAUGACAAAGACGAAAAUCAUCUGACCUUCCCAUUACUUCCAAGUGAAUAUAGGCAGUACUAUUCUAAUGUCACAACCAAACCGUACUUCAAAAGAAGCAACAAUGAUGCAAAAGAGUGGACAUGGUGGAAUGGAUUUGUACUUGCAGACGGAGCUGAUGACAUUUCUUCCCACUUCAUUGGUAAAGGACGAAACUGGGUGUGGCCACGAGGUGCCAAAUAUGCGCAGUUGAGGUUUGGCACUUGCUACGGCGGCGGAAACAACCAAGGCAUCGCCUAUUUCGCUUUUCCUCGAGUGGUGCAGACUGAUUUCUAGUCAUAGAGUGUCAUGUACUGGUGUGUUUCAAACUAAUCAACAGUUAUGAUACGUACGUAGGGCAAAUCUGAAAUCGUGCCUAGUUAUAGGCAUGUUUCCGUACUACGACUCUGCUAGAUGUCUCGCGAACGCGUUUGUCAACUACUAUAGCUAUUAAUUGCUGAACCUCGUCUCUAUAGUUUCUACACUAACGAAUGCUCAAA